Cinara cedri is the source of this 180-nucleotide messenger RNA. The record is from the annotation of a GenBank genome assembly. NCBI's taxonomy places the organism in Eukaryota, Metazoa, Arthropoda, Insecta, Hemiptera, Aphididae.
GUGAACGCACCCACGAUCGGUACCGAAAAACGAUCCACCGAGCGUACUGCCAAUACCAGCGAUGCGCUCAAAUUGCGGAGCGCUGAGAUAAAAAAAGCGCCACAUACAGGAUGCAGAGGUGUCGGUUAUAACGGCCAAAAGCAGUCGUGCCAUUCGCUCGUUGACGGAGCCGUCGGUUAA